GCAGCCCGCGGAGCAGCGCCUCGCCGCCGCGGGGAGCUCGCCCGGCCUGCCCUGAGCCGCGCCGCCGCCGCCGAGGUUUGUGACAGAAGGGCCUGGGAGCUCCCUCCACUGGUGCUGUGGGACGCUUCAGCCAAUCCAAUGCACCCUGACAACAAACUGCCCAGCCAUGGCAAGGCAGGCAGCAGCGGUGCCCCGGCCCAGCACCACAACGUGAGCCAAGCACCCACCUGCAACCUGGGCUCGAAGGGUGUGGGUGCAGGCAGCCAUGGCGGCAAGGCCACCCAGAUCUCCCCUGGCAACUCUGGACUGAAAAACAGCCAGAACACUGUCCCGAACUUCAGCUCCUUGAAAGGCAAGGUGAAACGGGAACGGAGCAUCUCAGUGGACUCUGGAGAGCAGAGAGAAGCUGGCACCCCGUCGCUGGACACAGAAUCGAAAGGCGAGGUGGCUCCCCGCAGCAAGCGGCGGUGCGUGCUGGAAAGGAAGCAGCCGUACAGUGGGGACGAAUGGUGCUCUGGGCCAGACAGCGAGGAAGACGACAAACCCAUCAGCAGUGCACACAAUUGUAAUGUAGCAGAUCCUGCAAUGUCCACGGCCUCGCAGCUUGGCCCAGGGUCCAACCCGCUGCCAAACCUGAAUGAGACCAGUUCUUCCAGCACACCUCAUGGUACUGCCCCAGGCUUACGGUCGGAUGGUGCGGGAGGUGGAGGUGGUGGAACAGGAAAGCAGCCUUCUCAGUUCGUCUACGUCUUUACAACGCACCUUGCUAACACAGCUGCGGAAGCUGUCUUGCAGGGCCGAGCUGACUCCAUUCUGGCCUAUCAUCAGCAAAACGUCCCACGGGCAAAGCUAGACCAGGCGCCAGCUCCUAAAGUGCUGGGAGUUGCUGAGCAGGUUCCGAUUAACCCUCCUUCUGCCAACACUCCCCAGUCUCAGCCACCAGCACCUCAAGCAAGUCAGCCACAGCCGCAGCCUCCUGCACCGCAGCCGCCUCCUCCACCUCAGGCCAUCAGUCAGACAGCCCUACCUGCACCCAACAGCCUGCCCCAGGAGGGCACGAAUGAAGAUGUCCGAAGAGAACUGACUCCCAACUCUCUAGGAAACAACAGCGGCAGCAACCAGCCUGGAAGUAACCACCCCAAUACACCCACUGCAUCUACCACCACCAUGCAGCCUGGGCAAGUGGACUCUGCCACGUCCAGCUCCAACCUCCUUGGGGAGGGCCCUGGCUCAGGGAUGCAGGGGAAUGGGCAGGCAGGUCUGGGCUCCAGGAACUCUAUGAACUCGGAAGGGCUCUCGAAGGAGCAGCUGGAGCACCGAGAGCGCUCUCUGCAGACCCUGCGGGACAUUGAGCGUCUGCUGCUGCGCAGCGGGGAGGCUGAGCCGUUCAUGAAGUCCAGCCAAAGCACUGGUGAGGGUGGGACUGCCCCUCAGCCACAGGCUGCCCCUGCCCAGCCCCCCGCACCCCCUGCCGGCAUGAAGAAGUACGAAGAGCCUCUGCAGUCCAUGAUUUCCCAGACCCAGAGCCUCGGUGGCCCCAGCCUGGAACACGAGGUGCCCCACCACCCCGGCACUGACAUGGGGCAGCAGAUGAACAUGAUGAUGCAGCGGCUGAACCAGGACAGCCUGACGCCAGAGCAAGUGGCCUGGAGGAAGUUGCAGGAAGAGUAUUAUGAGGAGAAGCGCCGGAAAGAGGAGCAGAUCAGCAUCCAUGGCCGACCCAUGCAGGAAAUCAUGAUUCCACAAUCUAUGGGCAGCAUGAUGAUGCGUGGCCCCCCCCCACCCUACCACAGUAAGCCUGGGGAGCAGUGGCCGCCAGGCAUGGGCAGCCAGCUGCGGGGACCCAUGGACGUGCAGGACCCUAUGCAGCUAAGAGGAGGGCCACCCUUCCCAGGGCCACGAUUCCCUGGAAAUCAAAUACAGAGGGUCUCUGGCUUUGGAGGGAUGCAGAACAUGCCCUUGGAUGCUCUUGGUCCCAUGAAUGCCAUGCAGAGGCCGGUCAGGCCUGGCAUGGGGUGGAGUGAUGAUCUGCCUCCGAUGGGAGGUCCCGGGAACUUCCCACAGGGCUCCCUGCCCUACCCAUCGGGGCAGGGGGACCCUGAAAGGUUCAUGAAUCCACGUGCCAGGGAGGAGAUUCUGCGGCACCAGCUGAUGGAGAAACGCCCGGUGGCAAUGCAGAGGCCCAUGGGGAUGUCCAGCAACUCCAUGAGCCAGGGUAUGGAAAUGGAGAGGAUGAUACAGGCUCACAGACAGAUGGAUCCAUCCAUGUUUGCUGGGCAGAUAGCAGGGGACAACCUCAGCAGCAACCCAAUGGGAAUGGAUUUUGCAGGAACUCGUGGGAUACUGAGUCCCCCUAUGAGCCAGUCAGGCCUUCGGGACAUGGACGCACCCAUGGGCCCUGGCAACCUCAACAUGAACAUGAAUGUCAACAUGAACAUGAACAUGAACCUCAAUGUGCAGAUGACCCCCCAGCAGCAGAUGAUGAUGUCGCAGAAGAUGAGGGGCCCUGACAUGAUGGCCCAUCAGGGUAUGAGCCCUGAGGAGCUGGCCAGGGCAAGGGCUCAGAAUGGCAAUGGCAGUGCAAUGCUGGGGGGACCGCAGAAAAUGAUGAUUCCCUCCCAGUUCCCCAGCCAAGGACAACAAGGUUUCUCAAGCGGGCAAGGACCUUACCCCAACAUGCCUCAGGAGAUGGGCAAUGCCUCAGACAUGUUCAGCCCUGAGCAGGGCGCCAUGCCUGUCGGAAGCAUCAGUGGUACCACCAGACUCAGCCACAUCCCCCUGCCCCCAGCCUCCAAUCCCGCUCCUGCACAAGGGGGAAACCUGGCCAAUAUGCACCCAGCACCUUCCCGUGGCUUGGGCCGCCGACCCUCCGACCUCACCAUCAACAUCAGCCAGAUGAACUCCCCCAGCAUGGGUCACCUCAAGUCCCCCACCCUCAGCCAGGUGCACUCCCCACUGGUCACUUCGCCCUCUGCCAACCUCAAGUCUCCGCAGACGCCAUCGCAGAUGGUCAGCAUGCCGCCUUCUAACCAGUCUGGGCCCCUGAAGUCUCCCCAGGUGAUGAGCUCCUCACUUAAUGUCCGCUCUCCGACUGGCUCACCAAGCCGCCUCAAGUCCCCUUCUAUGGCUGUUCCUUCCCCGGGUUGGGUGCCAUCUCCCAAACCCACAAUGCCCAGCCCAGGAGUCAACCAGAGCAAGCAGACACUCAGCAUGAACUCCUCCACGUCCAUGGCAGGACUGGAUCAGGGUUCUCUCCCUUCUGGGCCCAGGAGUAGUUCUUCUGCACCAGCCAGCAACCAACCAGCCUCUAGCACCAUGAACCCCAACAUGCCUUUUACUUCCUCUCCAGAUCCAUCCCCCUCCCAGAACCCCCUUUCUCUGAUGAUGUCUCAGAUGUCCAAGUACGCCAUGCCCAGCUCCACACCACUCUACCACAAUGCCAUCAAAACCAUUGCCACCUCUGACGACGAGCUGCUGCCAGACAGGCCUAUGCUUCCACCUGGAAGUAUGGCAGGUGUGACAGGGAAUCAAACAAAUCAGCUGCACUUAAACUCCGUGGGACCUGGAUCCUCCCAGAGCCCCAUGGGAAUCAACCUGCCUGGUCAGCAGCCUCUUUCCCACGAACCACCCCCUACUUCUAUGAUGUCCUCCCCAAACCCGCUAGGCUCCAACAUUCCUAUGCACCCGAGUGCGCCGGGGCCAGGGGUGCCCCCCCAGAACCCCAUGAUGCUGCCCCCAGGGCCCCAGGACUCGCUGAACCAGCAGUGCGGCCCCGUGCCCAACAGUUCACAGAUGAUUCCUUCCAACCAGCUCGUGUUCCCCCGCAUGCAGCAGCCCCACAACGCCAUGCAGUCUCCUGCAGGAAGCAUGCCCAUGGCCCCUGGUGGGGCAGGUGGCCCUGGCAUGCAGCAGCAUUUCCCACCAGGAAUGUCACUGCCACCCGAGGACCUUCCUACCCAGCAGCCCGGCCAGAUGCCUCCUCAGCAGCACAUGAUGGGCAAGAACAUCCCUCCUCGGAUCGGCGAGCCCUACCCAGCCGUGCUCCCCGGGGUGGCAUCGGUACUGAACGAUCCUGAGCUCAGUGAGGUCAUCCGGCCCACGCCCACAGGCAUCCCCGAGUUUGACCUCUCCAGGAUCAUCCCGUCGGAGAAGCCAAGCAGCACCUUGCAGUAUUUCCCCAAGAGUGACAGCCAAGCACCCAAAUCGCAGCCUUCCAACCUCCACCUCAUGAACCUGCAGAACAUGAUGGCUGAUCAGCCCCCCGUGAGGCCAGGUAUGAAUGCCCCCAGCCUUCCGGGGCAGCAGGGCGUGCAGAGGGGACUCGGCAUGCCCAUGUGCCAUCCUGGACAAGUGCCCAUGCUGGGCAGGACAGGCAUACCGCCCCAGCAAGGCAUGAUGGGCAACAGCAUGCAUCAGGGCAUGAUGUCUCCGCAGCAGAGCCUGAUGGCCCAGCAGAAUUUCAUGCUGAUGCAGGCCAAGCAGAGGAGCAUGUCUGUGUCGGGGGAGAUGUAUGCCCAGACAGGACACAUCAUGUCACCUCAGGGCUCUCUCAUGGGACCCCCACCGCAGCAGAACCUAAUGGUCACGCACCAGAUGAGGCAGAGGAGCGUCUCCCUGGACAGCCAAAUGAGUUACAUCCCCGGGCCGGGGAACAUGGCUAACCUGCCUUUCUAAAGCAUGGGCCUGAUUGUACAGAUGUUUUUAAACCUUUCGUUGGGGGCGGGUUGGGGGCCGACGCCAGAGGAGGACACCAAGUGGGAUGCUUUUCAUAUCGGAUUUGCCUCUAUACAGAAAACCAGAUGUGCAGUAAACUUGAUGUGAAUUGGG
Messenger RNA from Lagopus muta (rock ptarmigan), 4827 nucleotides. RefSeq names its product BCL9 like (gene BCL9L). NCBI's taxonomy places the organism in Eukaryota, Metazoa, Chordata, Aves, Galliformes, Phasianidae. The transcript has 8 exons. Gene Ontology annotation, biological process: positive regulation of transcription by RNA polymerase II; negative regulation of transforming growth factor beta receptor signaling pathway; canonical Wnt signaling pathway. The record is from RefSeq and is a predicted model, not a curated record. Gene Ontology annotation, molecular function: transcription coactivator activity; beta-catenin binding. Bases 139 to 4674 code for a protein of 1511 amino acids. Gene Ontology annotation, cellular component: beta-catenin-TCF complex.